Molecule: messenger RNA, 4119 nt
Organism: Maudiozyma barnettii
Lineage: Eukaryota; Fungi; Ascomycota; Saccharomycetes; Saccharomycetales; Saccharomycetaceae
Gene: BUD5
Product: Ras family guanine nucleotide exchange factor BUD5
Exons: 1
Coding region: 1-4119 (1372 amino acids)
Biological process (GO): positive regulation of GTPase activity; Ras protein signal transduction
Cellular component (GO): plasma membrane
Molecular function (GO): protein binding; guanyl-nucleotide exchange factor activity
Source: RefSeq, a predicted model, not a curated record
AUGGAUACUUUAAAUCCAACUACACCGUUGUUCAAAUAUGAUAAACAGGCGACAACUACAGAUGACAAAAGAUUUACAACUUCAAUAUCACCGACAAAAUCUCUAGAAUUACAGAAUAAUAUAGAUGAACAUGACCUCACACCUGUGCUUCCACGAAAUAACAUAACAGCUACAUCGUUAGCUACUGCUAUAGAAUCCUUCGAGACAGCACAAUCACAUAAUAGCCGUAUUCAAUUGAAUCAACAAACUGAAAACCAAACUAACCAACAUGUAUUUCAUAAAUUAGUAAAAGGAGGACCUACUUCAGUGACUCCUCAAUUAAAUACUGACGACCUUGAUAAUAAAGCAGGAUAUAUUACGGCUGAUACAACACCAAAGAUUAACAAUCAAUUCAUAGAUACAAUUAAACAACAGAGUACUCAUAACAUAUCAACAGAAAACCUUGGUCUAGGAAUAAUAACAUCGGGCGAAAAAUUAGGGCAAAGUCCUAAAAUCCAUGACACCAACAAACUUGUACAUAACAUUAGAGCAUCCAUCACAAAAAGGGAUACAAAAUCAGAAUCUUUAGUACAACCUAUUAAUGAAUAUAAAAACUUUACUGGAGACGAUACUUUAAACACAUUAGAAGAUUCUGACUAUUAUUCAGAUGAUCAAAACGUUGGCAAUAAAACCCAUCUAGAUGAAAUCUCAAAUUACACAUACUUAUUCAUUGUAGCAACUCAUUCGUUUAACGUACAAGACCUCGAAAACGAAGAUGAUGCCGAUAUUUGUCUGUCAUUCAAAAAGGAUGACUACGCUUUCGUACAUAACGUUGACGAAUCAGGUUGGGGUGAAGUAACCCUUAUUAGUACACAAAUGAGGGGCUGGGUACCUUUCAACUAUUUUACAGAUAUUAUAGAUCCAUCUAUAUUGGAGAAUGACUUACAAUCAAGACCCAAAAGUGUAACUUAUUGGGAAGAUAUAGCAGAAUCCAGACUACCAUUAAGAAAGCUGCUAUACUCUGCAGCCAAAUUUUUGAUUAAUCCCAAAUCACACAGAACAACUUAUAAUAACGAUACAUUCAAUAUUGAAGAUAUUAAUGACAUACGGGACGGUGUUAAAUCACUAUUGGAAAUGACAGAAGCUGUAUCCAGAUCAGAUGAAAUUAUUCAAAAAAGUGACUCUGUAAGAAAAGGAAGAAAAAAAUUAUUAGCUGACUGGUAUAACUUAAUGAUAAAAGCUGAUCAACACAAAAGUACCACUUCUGAAAAGGACAUUUCUAACCUCGUUAAAUUGGUUUAUGAGGUUCUACAUAAGGCAUUCAAUUUCUUCAAAGUUUGGUCAACAGAUAAAAUAUUAGUAGAAAAUAAUAAAUUAAAUGAAGUUCCUAAGGCCAACUCAUACAAUAAUAAUAAUAAACAGAAUCAACAAUAUAGUAUUAAUUAUCUUCCAGAACCACCAUAUGCCGUCCAAAGAUUGAACGAAAUCCAUGAUAUACUAUUCACAUACUCCAGUCUUAUUUUGGGUCGUUUAGAUUUGAUCGAACAUAACCCUGUCGGUUGUGAAACAUUGGAAUUGAUGGUUCAUCAAAUUAUUAUUCUUUUACGAGAACUUCUCUAUAUCAGCAAAUCAUGCUCUCAAAUAAUGCAACAAAAAUACAACAACGCUUACGAGAGUAUCAUCGACAAACAUCUCGAUCCACUACUGGCUUUAGUAUCUGAAUUAGUUUCCUGCAUUAAAGUCCUUGUCACUCAAACAUUACAAGAUGAUUUAUACAAACCUGCACAAGAUAAACCUAACAAAUACGAUAAUUUUACUAUAAAAGAAGGUAUUUACCACUAUACCGCUGAAGGUAAACAUCUAAUUAAAAUCAUUUCUUCAAUGACUACAUCCAUAUCUAACACGUUAAUUGGAUGCAAUAAUUACUUGAGAGUGAUCGGUAAUUUUAGAUUAAGUUCCGAAAGACAAUACACAGAUUUCAAUAGUAUCAAAAUCACUACAGAUGAAUUUGUUAAGAGAUGCUUGGAGGGACUAGCCAAAUCAUUAGACGAAGAAAAAGUGAAAACAAAAAUAAUGAACACAGAAGAAAUAAAAAAGAGCAACAAGUAUCACAGUAUCAUUAGAUUUUCUUCGAUAAGAGUGGGCGUUAACAAUGACGAAAAUACUAAUAACAAAAAUAUCAGCUUAACUCCACAGGGUUCUCAAUUUUUAAAUGAAAUCUUAAACUCUGAUAAUAAGGAAUUUAGUAGAGAUUCAAUAUUUGAAAAAUUUAAAUUGGAUGAUGAAGAUUGGUCUAAAAAUGACGAUUCGAUUAAUAAUGGUGAUAUUCUGUCCUCAGAAUUACUAUUUGACAAAAGUGCGACUCUAAUUGGUGCAUCUUUUAGAGCCCUCGUAUACAAAUUAACCGAUGAACUUGAGAAACCAAGCACCCUACUUAUAUCUACAGUUCUAUUAAACUACAGAAAAUUUGCAAAACCCAUAGAUUUGACCAAUAAUUUGAUAAAUAGAUUCGACAUAGAGGACAAGAGUUCACAAUUUGAAUAUGAUUCCAAAAAUGGGAAUUACUCCUCAAGGGCUUCCAGACUUAAAAAUAGAAGACGGAUGGUAUGCAAAAUCAUUAGUACGUGGAUGGAUAGUUUCUGGGAUCAUUAUGUGGACUGUGUCGUUUUACCCACAUUAAUUAAUUUUUUCAAUGAAGCUGUUGUAAAUUACUUACCAAUAGAAGCUAAAAAACUUAUACUUUCUGCAUCAAGAUUAUUCUCGAAGAUUCAAUUUUCUGAACCUAUUAACAAGAUCACACCUUCCCAAAUUGAAUUGAAUGAGACUUAUUCGGACCACUGGACUACAGAUGAAUCUUCUACCACAAUAAAACAACUACUUCCUAGAUCUGUGUCUCGCUCUAAGACUACAUCCAUCAUAUCAACCAGUUCUUCUUCAUCUAACAAUACAAACUCUUCCUUCUCACUGGACGAGAGAAUAAUUGAAGAAUAUGGAUUAACAAAUGUUCAAAAUUCAGAGAGUAAUCUAUUGUCGCUACCAUUAGCGGUAUUAAAUUUAGGAACAACUACACUAUUGACCAGCGAAAAUAAAUAUACAAUCCAAUCUGUUUUAGACUCCUAUAUUCCAUUUAAGGAUGAUAUUACUAAUCAAGCCAAUCUUCAUGGGAACAGCAGUACUAUUAGUAAUUUGGUAACGAAUUGGGAUAGUCUAGAAACAAUAACCAAUAUAUCAGAUAUUGACAACUCUAAAUUAGAUUCAAUUAAAUUUAAUAUUACCGACAUGAAUCCUCUGGAAGUUGCCAAACAGAUAACUUUAAUCGAGUCGUAUCUUUUCAACAAUGUUGAACAAUUCGAACUGGUUAACCAUAGAAAACUAAAUCUUUGUCCACAUAUUAUGCUUGUAAUGAAUUUUACAAAUCAACUUUCCAACUAUGUCAUUGAAAGUAUAUUAGAAGAAAAUAUCCCGUUAAAUUUCCGUGUUUCUAGACUUAAUGUUUGGCUCAGAAUAGCACUUUCUUCGUUGUAUUUCCGUAAUUUCAAUUCGUUAGCAUCGAUCAUGACCGCUGUGCAAAGUCCAUCUAUUUCAAGGAUCAAACCGAUCUGGAAUUCAUUAAACAAUAAGGAUAAAAAAUUAUUUGAGUACCUUGCCAGAAUAGUAUACCCAAACCAUAAUUACAAAGUGUAUAGAGCAAAAUUAAAACAAAUCACAGAUGACGCAGAGGCUCUCAAGCCAUCGCUACCAACGGUUCCAUUCUUUAACAUAUAUUUACAGGAUCUAACAUUUGUUGAAGAUGGGAAUCCAAACUUUAGGAACCCAGACUCAUUCAGACCUAACAAAUUAGUGAAUGUGGAUAAAUAUACUAGGAUCACCAAUAUAAUCAACUCAGUUGAGUUGUUACAAAUUGAUUAUGAUAAUGGUUCAGAGACCAAUGGUGGUUACAUUGCAAGCAAUGACAGCGUGGACAAAAGAGAUUCCUUUUUUAACCUAACUGAUCAACUAACCAUCGAAACUAACUUCAUUACGCCUGCGACUAAUUUACAACAAGUCAUACUAUCUGAGCUAUGGAGGGUUAAUAGACCAUAUAAAUCCAACCCAUCCAGGGGUUAUGAUUUAAGUUUGAAAAUGAUUCCAAGAACGUAA